This is a messenger RNA of Blepharisma stoltei, 546 nucleotides long. The record is from the annotation of a GenBank genome assembly. NCBI's taxonomy places the organism in Eukaryota, Ciliophora, Heterotrichea, Heterotrichida, Blepharismidae.
AUGGAAAAUCAACUAAAUUCAGGCAAGCUCCCAUUUUCACUGAAUCAAAAAGUUGUGGCUUGCCAAGAAAUUAACCUUGAUAAUGAUUUGAGAAGCUCGAAAGAAAUUAUUGAAAAUCUAAGAAACGAAAAUUUUCAGCUAAAGAAAGAAAACAAUUUUUUAAAAAAUCUAGUAAAUCAGCAUCAGGUAGAAUUAAAUUAGAAUUCUUUAGAUCUAGAUGGCUACAAUAGCCAGAAAAGCCUUUAUAUAGCAGGUGAAGAGCCUGCUGAAAAGCUCAAAAAAAUUAACGAAAAAUUACAUAAAAUUCAACUAUUUGAUGAAGAAAACAGAAAGUUGUGUAAAAAUCAAGAAACAAAUACUGAAUUAAAUAUUAAUGAAAUUUUAAAGCAAAAAGAAAGCUUAGAAAGGAAAUAUACUGAAGAAUUAGAAAGGUAUAAAGAAGAAAUUUUUAUUUUAAAGUGGCAGCUCCAAAACAGUCAAAGUUUCAAUAUUUUUGGAAAAUCAAUUGGCUCUGAUGUAUUAGGCCCAGAGUCUUCUGAAGGUUAA